AUGUUGUAUCUGGAGUUGAAGCUAUCAGUAAGGAAUCAAGCAGCGGUGGUCAAAAGAAAUAAGCUGUUGCAGUUGCCAGCAAGCAAAGCAAGAAGGCAUGUAGCAGCUGAGUAUGGUAGUUGGAAGAUAGUUAAGACUGUCUGGAGCUGGACCCUUGUUGCUCUGGAAAAUUUGCACACUAAUGUAAGUUUCGGUUAUGGAACCAGGGCUAUUCUGAGUGAAAAACGCAUAUGCACCGGAGAUGUCAUUGUGGCGGUAUGUAUUCUAACUUUCAUAUGCUACACUGGCAGCAUCCCGAACAAUCAGGGGUGA
Prunus armeniaca (apricot) is the source of this 312-nucleotide messenger RNA. The record is from the annotation of a GenBank genome assembly. NCBI's taxonomy places the organism in Eukaryota, Viridiplantae, Streptophyta, Magnoliopsida, Rosales, Rosaceae.